Messenger RNA from Leptonychotes weddellii (Weddell seal), 399 nucleotides. The record is from RefSeq and is a predicted model, not a curated record. Lineage: Eukaryota; Metazoa; Chordata; Mammalia; Carnivora; Phocidae.
AUGGUGGCUGCAAAGGAGAUGAAAAAGCCACUGGAGUCUAUCUACUCUGGGCUCCAAGUCAUCAUGAAAAGUGGAAUGUAUGUGCUGGGGUACAAGCAGACUCUGAAAAUGAUCAGACAUGGCAAAGUGAAACAGAUCAUCCUUGUCAACAACUCUCCAGCCUUGAGGAAAUCAGAAAUAGAUUAUUAUGCCAUGUUGGCCAAAACUGGUGUCCAUCAGUACAGUGGCAAUACUAUUGAAUUGGGUUUAGAAUGUGGAAAAUACUGUGGAGUAUGCUCAUUGGCUAUCAUUGAUCCAGGUGAUCCUGAUAUCAUUAGAAGCAUGCCAGGACUGACUGGUGAAAAGCAAAACAUGCAAAAUUCUUCUUUAAUGAAACUGGCCAGAGCUUGUUUAAAAUAA